Messenger RNA from Corythoichthys intestinalis (scribbled pipefish), 4631 nucleotides. RefSeq names its product heparan sulfate 2-O-sulfotransferase 1. NCBI's taxonomy places the organism in Eukaryota, Metazoa, Chordata, Actinopteri, Syngnathiformes, Syngnathidae. Gene Ontology annotation, cellular component: membrane. The coding region runs from base 382 to 1488 and encodes 368 amino acids. The transcript has 8 exons. The record is from RefSeq and is a predicted model, not a curated record. Gene Ontology annotation, molecular function: heparan sulfate 2-sulfotransferase activity.
GGUGUAGGUGCACUAUCCUAUUCCCCUCACUAUCCACUCGCGGGGGCCUGCGCUUGUCAGUGACCUUCCUUAUUCUCGCUAUUUGUUUAUACAACUUUAACAUUUGUUAAUAAUACGCUCUGCGUGGAGUAUCAUCCAUCGCUUUUCCUUUUUAAAUGGGCACUUUUAAGCGAACGCAAGAAGUAUCAACGGGAACAUUUUUAAACAGGCAUUUCACGGGACAGCAUUUCCUCGGCCAAUUAUAUAGACCCCUACUCACGUGACGUCACAGCCACGCCCCCGCGCCAUGUUGUCCGUAUACUCGUCAUGUUAAUGCAUUAGCGCUUCGUAAAUUCCUCCUAUUAUGGCGUGUUUUUCUGCUCGUUAACAUUCAUAAUCAAAAUGGUGAAGUCGUGUGUGGCGGUCGGUUGCAGUAACAGAGAAGACAGACGGAGAGACUUGAAGUUUUACCGUAUUCCGAGAGACCCGGAGAGGAGACCGAGAUUGACUGCUGCAAUUCGACGAGAAAACUGGGCUCCGAACGACUACCGCAGAUUAUGUAGUAGUCAUUUUAUAUCUGAGCGCGCCGUGGCGAGACGCGAAGUCCGGGAGGCGGAGCGGCGGCUUCGGUGGCGGGCUUCCGACGACGACGACGACGACACGGUCGUCGUCUACAACCGCGUACCCAAGACGGCCAGCACCUCCUUCACCAACAUCGCUUACGACCUUUGCGGGAAGAACCGCUACCACGUGCUGCACAUCAACACCACCAAGAACAACCCCGUCAUGUCCAUCCAGGACCAGGUGCGCUUUGUCAAAAAUGUGACGGAAUGGAGCGAGAUGAAGCCGGCGUUCUACCACGGACACGUCUCCUACCUGGACUUCAGCAAGUUGGGGGUGAAGAGGAAGCCCAUCUACAUCAACGUGAUCCGAGACCCCAUCCAGCGCCUGGUGUCCUAUUACUACUUUUUGCGUUUCGGAGACGACUACCGACCCGGCUUGAGACGCAGGAAACAAGGCGACAAGAAGACUUUUGACGAAUGCGUGUCGGCCGGCGGCUCCGACUGCGCGCCCGAGAAGCUGUGGCUGCAGAUCCCUUUCUUCUGCGGACACUAUUCGGAAUGCUGGAACGCGGGGAGCCGCUGGGCUCUGGAGCGGGCCAAAUACAACCUGCUCAACGAGUACUUGCUGGUGGGAGUGACGGAAGAGCUGGAGGAUUUUGUCAUGAUGCUGGAGGCGGCUCUGCCGCGCUUCUUCAAAGGAGCCACCGAGCUCUACAAAACAGGGAAGAAAUCCCAUUUGAGGAAGACCAGCGAGAAGAAGCCGCCCACCAGGGAGUCCACGGCCAAAUUGCAGCAGUCGGCCAUCUGGAAGAUGGAGAACGAGUUCUACGAGUUCGCCUUGGAACAGUUUCAGUUCGUUCGGGCGCACGCCGUUCGGGAAAAGGACGGCGAACUUUACGUGCUGCCGCAAAACUUCUUCUACGAGAAGAUCUACCCCAAAAACUAAUCCGUCGGAUCCUCAUAGAAGCCCGGCGGGCAGAGAGAUCCCCGUUCCCGCCGGUCACGGUUUCCGUUAUCCUCCGUGCGGGAGGGACAUUUGCCGGGGACGUGAAAGGAAUUGGGCGCGACCGGAGCCCGCGUUUUCAUCCGUCCGUUGCCGUUUGCUCGCGCGCUCCGUUCCGUUCCGAUUGGAGCGGGAGGGGCGGCGGCCGACCGUCGCGUUCGGGGCGAACCGCGGAAGGGUCGGACGUCCGUCGCCGCCGGUAACGGCCAGUGACUCGAGUGCAGUCAUUUUCCAAAGCGCGUCAUGUCGCGGUAGCCGAUCAAGGCGUUUUUUUUUUUUUUUAAUUAUUAUUAAGAUGAAGCGGGCUCUUCUUAUCGCCUGCCCGGACCUCUGAAAAAGACUCACUCCUCCCAAACUGCAGGAAGGAAUCCACUGAAAAUGCCGCUUCCUGUAAAUAGACGUUUUCAGUAGAUGAAUGGUUUGAGCUUUGCUUUGUAUUUCAUUCAAAAUGUGCGAUUGUCAUGACUGGCUGAAUUGACCUGAUGUACAUGAUUGAUUUUGUUUGAGUUUUUCCUCAUAAGCAGGGCCGGCCCAGCCUAUACGCAGACUAUGCAGCUGCUUAGGGCCCCUGACCACUAGGGGCCCGGAUAGGGGGCAAUCUGGCAAUUGUUUAAUUUAUAUUCUAUUUUGUUUACUACAGUUUGCUUUCUUUGACUUUUGCGAGUUUUGAUUUUUUAUUACAAGCUUAAAAAAUAAAAAUUCUGCUUUCUUUCCUCUUUUAGAAAAUGGUUUGGCGUUAUCUACUGUAAGUACUGACAAUCAUUUGAGGUGAGAAGUUUGAGGAAUGCAGUGCAACAAAAUCGGAUUAAUAUACAAAAUAUGGACAUAUAGGUUGGAUUGCAUCUAUGGGUUUCACAGUACACUGUGACGAAAUGGUGCACGGGCCAAAAAUAUGGGCCCCUUGGCAUUAUUUUGCUUAGGGCUCCCAAAUGGCCUGGGCCGGCCCUGCUCAUAAGACGCGAGGGAGGGGUAACUACCUUUUGGGUAAACCAAACAAGAACGUGAUCAGCAACUUUGGUGUGGAUCGGGUGUCAAAACAAUUCCACAAAUUUGCUUCCAACCAAUGAAGACGUCAUCCUUUCACAAAUCAAGGGUCAUCAGUUAAUUGCAGUCAGGUGCGGCUUGGUUAAUCUGUUUGCGCAGUCUUGGUUGAAAUGAAAUCCGGGACCCUCUCGGCCCUUUGUGGAAUUGCUUUGACACCCCUGGUGUAGAUGCUUUUAUAAAAAGUUGGUGAUUUUUGCUGUGCCUUCCUUGGGCCCGAAACACUGAUGCAGCUGUGCCCAGUGUUGUUAGUAACGGCGUUACAAUAUAACGGCCUUACUAACGGCGUUAUGUUUUUCAGUAGUGAGUAAUCUAAUUAAUUACUUUUCUCAGUUUGGCAACGCCGUUACCGUUACUGAGGCGGGAAAGGCGUGCGUUACUAUGCGUUACUAGGUUGGUUGAAUAAAAAAAGUCAGAGAGACGGACUCACGGAGACGAGAGAGCAGAGCAGGAGUGGGGAAGACGCCGUUGCAAACGCGAUGCUAGGUGGCUCCAAUAAUACCUGACUGUAGCCUACAAACUGCGCCCACAUGAUACGGUAGAUGUCACAUAUUAUAGAACUAGAUGCUAAAGAUAGAGACGGCUGCAUUGGCAACAUGUUUUAAGGACUACAUGCGUUAGUAAACAACCGCCAUCUUAAAGCAGUAGACCUCUCAGGAUGGCUCUGUUGUAGAGAUCCUUCCUAGCGAACCAACUUUUUUUUUUUUAUCUAAAAUGGUCCUAAAUCGGCAAAAUCUUGACUUAAAUCUAUCUUUAAAUGAUGAAGCAGUUUUAAAACUUACACAUGUUGAAAGUAGACAGAAGGGAACUAAUGCAAUAGCGGGAGCAAUUUUAACAACUUUAACGGUUGAUUCACAACUUUAAAUGACUUCCACACAUAGCAAAGGUAGUUAUCGCAAUACCCUUGUGUCUAGAAUUGGGCUAGGGCCAAUUGUCCCAAAAACCCUUUAAACUUCACAUUGUGUGACCUGUUUUUUUUUUUUUUUUUUUUUUUUUUGAGAAAAAAAAAAAAACAUAGAAAAUUAUCUCUAGUUACUUUGCCAAGUAACUAAUUACUCUUAAAUUCAGGUAACUGAGUUACUAACGCAAUUACUUUUUGGGAGAAGUAAUUUGUAACUGUAAUUAAUUACUUUUUAAAAGUAAAAUUAACAACACUGGCUGUGCCCCAUACAAAAUAAAACAACAUGGCUGUAAAAACACUUUUUUUUUUCCUUUCUAUUUUGGGGGAGGGGGUUCCAUCGUGAAAGCUGCUUGUGCUUUUAUCUAGUGUUCUUCAUCAACCAGCGCGCCUUUCGUCUUGAUUCGCGUGACGAGCGAGGCCAUUAGCGCCUUCCCCCACUGAAGUAGAGGUGCAACAAUUCAUCGGCCAAUUGAAUUCAUCCACUUUUUGAUGGUCCGUCACACGGAGACGUUGACUUAAAAGGGUUUAAAAUACACAGAAGUUCAGCCUCUGACUUAAAACCCCCGUGAAAGCAUAUUUAUUAUCAAAAGAAAUUAGGUGGGGGGGCUUUUUACUUUGAAAUAAUAUUUCCCCAUUUUUCUGACACUGUAUUUACGGUAUGUUUGCAAUUUUGCUCUGCUAGUAUCAUGUCCAUCCAUUAUUGCACCAGUUAUGUUUGUUGGGGAAAAAAAACUAGCUUCCCCCCCCCACCAGGCACAACCCCUUUUUUUUUUUUUUUUUUAAAUAACCGAACCAUCUGCCAGUAAAGAUGCGUCUUUUGUCUGAAAUAAAAGACAGUUGAUUGAAAGUCCUAGUGGUCGAACUAUAAAGUGCUGAUUUUGUUUACCAGUGAGGGUAAAGAGAGUAUACUCUUGCCUUUAAAUGGAUUUCAAAUUUUCUGUAUUUUUGUUCUUUCUUAGCAACCAGUCUCUAUUAGGAGACGGAGAGCAAGCAUUUUUUGUAAUAAAGUUUUACUAACAUGACUGUCUUGGUUUGUAUUUUGUUAUCUACUGCUUAAGAUGUUUUAUACAGUACAUAUUCACACAUUUUUUUACUAUAUGUGCCCCUCCCCCCCUUAAAAAAAGUGUGAUGUGAGUGAAAGUUU